AUGAAUGUUAAUUUAAUCUGUCCUUAGCACAAAUAACAAAUUAUCCAAGCAUGCAUUGAUUUAGAUUGCUCUGCAUUCCCUUUUAUGUGUAAAGUGUGUAUGACAGAUUAAAAAAUUAUUUCUUAACAUACAAAACAUAAUCAAUGUUUAAUACCCUACCAACAGUACACAAUAUUGGUAAGUAAAUAAAUCGAAGACUAACUUUAAGAUGCAAAUAAAUAUAUUGAUCUAUUCAAUAAAGAAUCUCAAGUUGUGUAACAAAUUUUGUUAUCAGAUGAACAUUUGAAUAAUAUGGAAGGAUAUGUAAGAUCUUAAAAGCAAUAAAUUGAAUCUGAUAUCAAUUAAGCCUUAGAAUCCAUCACAUUAUUAUUUGAAUUACAUAAAACAGAACUAAUAAACUAGUUAGAUCAAUAUCUUAAAAUAUACAAAAACAACUUUUUUAUACUUAAAGAAUAAUUAGAACCCAUCCAUUUCCUUCUGACUAAAUGUAAAUAUUACGCAAAUGAGAACAACUUGAAAGUAAGGAUAAUCACUAUUAUAGUAAAAACUACAUACUAAACCUGAUUUAGGAUCAUAACUCAAGUUAUCAAUCAAAUAAAUGUCGAUUAUUAAAAAACCUGAUAUAUUAAAAUAAAUACUUGAUAAAGUUAAAAAGGCUUAAGAAUUAUAAUAUAACAAUGAGAAUUUUACUAAAUUAUUAACUGAUGCAAUGAAUUCAAUCAAAGACUUCUACAUCAAAAAUGUCAGUAUUCCAAAUCAAUAACCUAUUGAAAUUUAACAAUAACCAAACAUACUUACUACUAUUUAAACUAUAUCCUCUCCUCCAAUUAAAAGUAAAUCUAUGGAUGUAUCAAAUGCUGAUAAAUAGACUAUGUUAGAUGAUAAUAAGACAGUCAUAUCUGCAGUAGAUUCUAAGAUCUCUGUAUUUAAUUAAUUAUAACCAUCCAAUAUUCCAAAUAUUAAUAUUUCAAUAUUGGAUAAUAGAAUUAUAGAAGAUACUAAUCAAUCUAAAGUAUUGUUUUUCUUAUCUAUUUAGAAUCAUUCAAAUUAACGAUUCAGAAUUAAAAAAAAGUUAAGUAUUGAAUUCUAAGUCACUUCAUUGGCUCUUGUUAGUAAUGCCUUUGUUGCUUUGGGAUUGGCUGAUGGAACAGUCAAAUUAUUAGAUAUGACUACAAGCAAAGUUAGUUUUUAUCCUAAUACCUAUAUUCAACAUACUAAACCUGUUUCUUAAUUAUUGAUUUUAAAAUAAAAUAAGGGAACAAGGUUAGCAUCCUUAAGUGAUGAAAAUUAUUCUAUUAUUUGGACUUUAGGAGAAAAUUAUGUACCUUAUCCAGAGAGAAAACUAAUUGGUUUUAAAUCUAAAUUAAAUAGAAUCAUGGAUAUAGCUGAUUCUUCUCAUCUUCUUUGUUAGAGUGAUACAAAUCUAUAAAUUAUCAAUUAUCAUGAUAAUAGAAUUGCUUAUACUUUUGAUUUUAAAUCUUAACUCAUUGACUUUCUAUAUGUAAGUAAAUAUGAGAAAUUUGCAACAAUUUGUUAAGGAAAUAUAGUUUCUAUAUACAGUCUAAAAAUAAAUAAUAAUUUAUAAGGAGCUAUGCUAUUAGUUAAUUGUGAAUUAGAAUGCAUUCAAUCAGCUCUACCAAUCUCAAAUAUAAGUACAUGUAUUGCUAUAGAAUAUUUAAAUGAUAUAAUUAUCUGUUAUGGAUGUAUUGAUGGAUCAGUCAAAUUAUUUAAUGUUCUUAAAAAUAUCUUAAUUGGUGAAUAUUAAGUAAUAUAUUAAAUCAUAUAAUUUAAGUUAUUUAAUUCAAAAGUACAAGAGAUGAUAAUUGUUAAAUAGAAUAAACUUUUUAUAUUAGUGGCCUUUGCUGAAAGUAUAAAAUAGAUAAAAGCAAUUAAGAUUUAAGAGAAUAAAAUAAAUAUGAUAGAAAUGUUUGGUGAAUUGCUUGAAUGUCCUGCUAAAACUGGAAAAAAUGUUAUUUAAACAUUUUUCAAAAAUAGAAGUUCAUUUUAUUUAUUAAGUGACUCUUAAAAAGAUAUUGGAUUAUAUGAAUUAUGUUGA
This is a messenger RNA of Paramecium pentaurelia, 2056 nucleotides long. The record is from the annotation of a GenBank genome assembly. Lineage: Eukaryota; Ciliophora; Oligohymenophorea; Peniculida; Parameciidae.